This is a messenger RNA of Oppiella nova, 612 nucleotides long. Lineage: Eukaryota; Metazoa; Arthropoda; Arachnida; Sarcoptiformes; Oppiidae. The record is from the annotation of a GenBank genome assembly.
AUGAUUAUGACUGAGUUUAGUCUCCCGAUUAUUGGGAUUAUGCGUUCUCCUUAUGUUGAAAAAUUUGGUAUUCCUCGACAACCAAAUCUGGUUCAGGUGGAGUCUUUUAUCGAAAUGUAUGCACCCUACAAUGUCUUGGAAGCAUUCGAGGGAAUCGAAGAAUUUAGUCAUUUAUGGUUGGUCUGGCAGUUUCAUGACAAUAAAAAUCAACAAGAUAAAGAUAAGUUCCGACCUCAAGUGAGGCCACCACGUUUAGGUGGAAAUAAAAAAAUCGGUGUAUUUGCAACACGCACUGUCAAAAAAGAGGGGAAUGCAGUUCGUGUAUAUGUGACAGGCAGUGACCUUUUAGAUGGUACGCCGAUUAUCGAUAUUAAACCUUAUAUUCAUUAUUCUGAUGCUGUGGAUGCGGCGCAAAGUGGUUAUGCCCAGCAUGAGCCUGUUCGUAAACAGGUUAUUUGGUCUGAGCAUGCUCAGCAAUUAAAAACUGACAUGGACCCAAAAUAUAUCGCUGAACUUGAGUCUGUACUGGCUUUAGAUCCUCGACCAGCUUAUCAGCAUGAUGAUGCGCAAGAGGCGAUCCUGAUACAGGGCAUUGAGUCGUUCAGUUAUUGA